Molecule: messenger RNA, 4324 nt
Organism: Branchiostoma floridae (Florida lancelet)
Lineage: Eukaryota; Metazoa; Chordata; Leptocardii; Amphioxiformes; Branchiostomatidae
Product: plastin-3-like
Exons: 10
Coding region: 308-1633 (441 amino acids)
Biological process (GO): actin filament bundle assembly; actin filament network formation
Cellular component (GO): cytoplasm; actin filament bundle; actin filament
Molecular function (GO): actin filament binding
Source: RefSeq, a predicted model, not a curated record
AUUCGAACUCUUGAUUUUGUUAGUUUUUCGCAAAGCUUUCAACUCGGCCAAAGCCCCCUGGUCAACUCGGUCCAAACCUCUGGCCAACUUGCCCUGACCCAGGUUCAUAUGGCGCAGUCAACACGGCCCAAAUGCCUUUUCAACUCGACCCUAACCCCUGGUCAACUUGGUCAAAACCUUGGUUAAUUUGGCCCAAAAUGCCUUUUCAACUCGACUCAAAUGCCCUUUCAACUCGGGCUAAAGGCCUUUUCAACUCGGGCUAAAGGCCUUUUCAACUCGGCCCAAAUGCCUUUUCAACUCGACCCAAAUGCCUUUUCAACUCGGCCCAAAUGCCUUUUCACCCGGCCCAUCAACAACGCGUCUAGUUCCGAUCGGAACUAGACAAGAACCAAUUGCAAAAUGGCACCAUCGACUUCGAGGAGUUUGUCACGGCAUGUCUGGGGUGUCGGUGGAAGGCACCACACAUUCCUACUCGGAAGAAGAGAAAACAGCCUUCGUAGACUGGAUCAACAGUAACCUGGCCGAUGAUGCGGACUGUAAGCCCUACUUGGACAUCGAUGUCAACACAGACGAGCUGUGGACCAAAAUCCAAGACGGCAUUCUUCUUUGCAAAAUGAUCAACCUGUCGUGCCCGGACACCAUCGACGAGUGUGCAAUCAACAAGACCAACCUGAACCAGUACAAGAUCACAGAUAACCUGAGCUUGGCCCUGAACUCUGCCAGCGCCAUCGGCUGUAACAUCGUGAACAUCGGAGCAGUGGACCUGCAGGAGGGCAAGCCUCACCUGGUGCUGGGUCUGCUGUGGCAGAUCAUCAGGAUCGGACUGUUCGCUCAGAUCGACCUGCAGCACAACCCAGGACUUUUGCAGCUGCUCAUGGACGGGGAGGCUAUGGAAGACUUACUGAAGCUGUCCCCAGAGGAACUGUUACUGCGCUGGGUCAACUAUCACCUGGAAAAGGCAGGGCACAACAAGAGGAUCACCAACUUUGGAGCUGACAUUAAGGACUCGGAGGCGUACACGUAUCUGCUGAAUCAAAUUGCCCCUCCUGACAGAGGAGUUGACCUUGGACCUCUGAACGAGAAUGACCCAGAACAGCGUGCAGAACUCAUGCUGAAGAAUGCAGACAAGCUGGACUGCAGGGCCUUUGUGGCACCUAAGGAUGUUGUUCGGGGGAACUCCAAGCUGAACACAGCCUUUGUUGCCAACCUGUUGAACACUUGGCCAGCUCUGGACCUGCCAGAGGAUAUGCCUGACAUUGAAUUCGAAGGACUGGAGGAGACACGUGAAGAGAAGACAUUCCGUAACUGGAUGAACAGUUUAGGGGUCAGCCCAUAUGUCAAUCAUCUCUACAGUGACUUGAUGGACGGUCUCAUCCUGCUCCAGACAUACGACAAGGUAAAGCCAGGAGUUGUUGACUGGGGCAGGGUCUACAAGAAGUUCAAAGCUGGAGGAAACAUGAAGAAGAUAGAAAACUGUAACUAUGCUGUUGAGCUGGGCAAGGACAUGAAGUUCUCUCUGGUUGGUGUCGGUGGCAAGGACAUCUUUGAUCGCAAUAAGACUUUGACACUGGCGUUGGUUUGGCAGGUGAUGCGUGCCUACACCCUGGCCCUGCUGCAGAACCUUAAGGGGUAGGAGGGACCAAGUGAAGACGAAGAGAUUGUUGACUGUGUUAACACCACUCUACAAGAGGCUGGGAAGGAGACGUCUCUCAGCAGCUUCCAGGACCCUGAGAUCAUCAGCAGCAGGGUGGUGCUGGACCUUAUCGACGCCAUCAAGCCGGGUUCUAUCAACUACACCAACGUGCGCGACGGCACCAACCCCGACGAGAGGUUGUCCAACGCCAAGUACGCCAUCUCCAUGGCCAGAAAGAUCGGUGCACGUGUGUACGCCCUGCCGGAAGACCUGGUGGAAGUCAAGCCAAAGAUGGUGCUAACAGUGUUCGCAUGUCUCAUGGGGAGGGGGCUGAAGAAGGUUUAGAAUGGAAACACUCUGGAGGUGUUAACAGUGUUCGCUUGUCUCAUGGGGAGGGGGCUGAAGAAGGUUUAGAAUGGAAACACUCUGGAGGUGUUAAGUGUUCGCUUGUCUCAUGGGGAGGGGGCUGAAGAAGGUUUAAAAUGGAAACACUCUGGAGGUGUUAACAGGUCAGUUGUCUUUUUCAAACAUGCAUCCUCAGUCUGGAUGUACAGAAGUGGACUAAAGUGAACUUUGUUCUAAUUCAUGUGCAUUUGCUCUGCCCUGAUAUAUAUGUUUUUGUACUAGACUCUGGCUGGCUUACACACGUUUUAGACUUCUCAAGUUGACAUGGCCAGAGUCAACUUAGGAGCACUCUGUUCACACAUGGCCACCAAAUGAUUUGUGACAGCGGCAAUUUUGACUCUGUUGUUCCUCGCUGACUCUAGUUGGUUUGAUGACACGCUGAGUUUCUGUAGUAGUCAAUGAUCUAUCAAUGCCUUAAUAUCCAUGUCUCAGCUGACCAACUUGCACAACAUGUUUACCGAAAGUAACAAAACGAUGAAAUUGGCCCUUGAGUGACAUGAGCUGGCCUCUCUGAUUGGUGCAUUGAGGAGUCGACUCCUUGGAUUUACACACUCAAUAAUUACUGUAAUUCCUGAUUUUUUUCAAUGUACUUUUAUGUUCACGGUUUUCACGGUGACCACUGUAACGUGAACUUAUUACUGAUAACAAAUGAUUUGUUUUGGUGACGAUAACAAAUAAUUUGUGCACCGUGAACAUUUAAGUGAGCGACUGGGGUCACUUUUCAAAGUCACCCAAGUCGACUCCAGAGAAAGGGUAUUAGAGUACCCUAAAGUUCUGCAUAUAUAGUCCCUUAGUCCUGUCAUUUUACGACGUGUGUGUACACCCAGCCGAAGUCAUGAAUCUGAUAUCCGGGGUGAUUAUAAUAGAGGUUUGAUUUGCAUAAAGGCUUCCACUCAAUGGUACUAGAUAUGAACUUUGAAAAUGAAAAGUCAAAUGUCCCUUUGAAUACUAGAAUAAUUUAAUGCCUUUGUAGGGGAAUGUCUUGUUGAUUACCUGAACGUUUUUAGAGUGCACAGUCUACUGUUUUACAGCCAUGUAUAUUUUAAUGUCAGGAACAUGUAGGUAAAGUUAUUUAGUGGUAGGUAGUAGUCUAGUAAGAGUCUUUCCAAAUCUUCCUGGGUCAAGUUUAGUUUCCUUUUAAUGGCACAUAAAUGGUUUAUAAAUUCUCAUAUAUUAAAGUGUUGAUCAUUAACUUGAUGUACUUCUUAAUGUACUGUAUUGUAUGGUAACCAUAAUUGUUUUGAAAGUAACAAUAGAUAACACUACAAAUGCUAUCUCUACAGAGAAAGUGAAAUGUACCUUUAUAUACACAUUCCAGCUUUGUAGGUUGGAGGUGAAGUGAAAGUGCCUUGAAGUUCCCUCUUCAUGCAGAUUCUGCUUACGAGUCAUUCUUGCAUCAUACAGUUUUCAGUAGAGCGAGUACUGCCAUUUAUAGCAUAAUGAAAUUGAAUGUGUGGUUUUACAGUAUCAGUUUCAUCUGUAUGUGUUUAAUGAAAUGACCUACAGCAUAAAAUGUAUGGUUAUGGUUUAAUGUUUUUAAUGCGUCUUGAGCAUGACUGUCUCUAGCAUUGAAUUUUUCUUUGUCCCAAUCAUACUGUAAAUGCAUUUAAUUUCGUGAUGGUUUUAAGAUCGCUGUAGCACCAUGCACUGUAGUCCCUUACUGCUAUGGAAAAAUGUAUGCAGCGGUUUUAAGUACGCAGUGAAGCGGCCACUGAGUAAACAGCGAACGUUAAACCACCGCAAAAGUUUCUGUAUUUGCAGUACUCAUUGUUAUGAGCCCAUGUUUUUUGUUUUAAUUUUCUAUGUUGAAUGGGCAUUUCAUUAAGUUACAUAGAUCCAUUUUCAUCAUUGUCAGGUGUUUUGGCAGGUGAAACUUUUACAAGUUUCUGUCAAAACGGAGUGACGAGUACUAGAGACAGCCCUGGUCUAGAGUAUACAUCAUUAGGUAGUUUAGGUAUUGACAAAAAUGCCUGCCUUUGAAAACAGAUAUAUAUAGAGAUGCAUCAACUGUAACAAAAAUUAACUGUAUCAUGCAUUUAGAUGCUAAUUGCCAUAACUGUGCGCCAAUAUAAUGUAUAAGAUUCCACAAUCUGGUUCAUAAAACAUUCUGUAACGUUACCUUACCGUUGCAUUCAAAAAACAUUCCUAACAUACAUCACUUUCAUGAAUUGCUUGCAUAUGGAAUCAGGCCAUCUUACGAGUAUAUACUGUGAGUAACAAAUAUUCAUUAUUGUGAUUGCUUAGAAGUGUUUUUUUAUUACUUUUGAAUAAGAAAUAGUCUGUUUG